Molecule: messenger RNA, 528 nt
Organism: Carassius gibelio (silver crucian carp)
Lineage: Eukaryota; Metazoa; Chordata; Actinopteri; Cypriniformes; Cyprinidae
Gene: mgmt
Product: O-6-methylguanine-DNA methyltransferase
Exons: 4
Coding region: 1-528 (175 amino acids)
Biological process (GO): DNA repair
Cellular component (GO): nucleus
Molecular function (GO): methylated-DNA-[protein]-cysteine S-methyltransferase activity
Source: RefSeq, a predicted model, not a curated record
AUGCUGGACAUGGAGUUUGUUUCUUAUAAAUCUGAGCGCAUGAGUGAGUCCUCCCUCUCGCCAGUAGGAGAAAUCCUGCUGAGCGGCUGUGAGAAGGGAGGCCAUACCAUUAAUAUCACACUGGGAACAGAAAAAGAUUACAAUCCAAAAGCUGUGCGAGCAGCGGGUUCAGCCAUGAAGAAUAACUCAGUUCCCCUGAUAGUGCUGCGCCACCGGGUGCUGCGUAGUUCAGGGGACAGUGGUUCAUAUAUGGGAGGAAAGGGAGAUGAUAUUAAAGUUUGGAUGCUCACUUGUGAGAAAACGCAUUGGAGCUUGAUGCAUCAAAGAGUGAUAAAUCCAUCUGAUGGACCCCAAAACCACUUCAUGCUGCUUCUCAGUUUGAUCACAAAUAUUCUGAUAAUUACGUUUUUGAUUUCUGAUUGUUUUGACAAAUUAUAUACCACUUUAGUAAACAUUCCCUUCGUUGUUAUCCAUAUAACCUCUAUAGUUAAAGGAAUAUAUUGGAAUUUUGUUUUUGAGUUUGAUUAG